ACUUUGGAGCCUCUGGAGAGCAGUCAGGCACGUUUCAAAACACUGAGCCCUAGAGACUGGGUGCAAAGCCCAACCCAAGCCUUCUGGUGGAGAAUGUGUUGAGUAAAAAGAAACUGACUUAGGAGCUCCAGGGGAGAGCAGUCAGGCACGUUACAAAACACUCAGCCAUAGAGAUUGGAUGCAAAGCCCAACGCAAGUCUUCUGGUGGAGAACGUGGUGAGGGUGCACCAAGUGCUCCGGCGAUUGCUCAGGGCUGGUGCCCGACUGGGGUUGUCUGGGCCAUGGGAGGCCUGCGAGCUGCCGUCCUCCUCCUCUGGGUUGUGGCCGGAUGCUGCAUGCGAUCAGACUCGGCUCCAGUAGAGACUGAUCCGGCCGGAUUCCAAGCUUGCAAGAACGCCUUGAAACUCCCCGUCCUCGAGGUCCUGCCCGGCGGGGGCUGGGAUAACCUGCGCAAUGUGGAUAUGGGACGGGUGUUGGACUUGACCUACACCCACUGCAAGACCACGGAGGACGGGGAGUACAUCAUCCCGGACGCCGUCUUCACCAUUCCGCAGAAGCAGAGCAACUUGGAGAUGAAUUCCGAAAUCCUGGAAUCCUGGAUGAAUUACCAGAGCAGCACGGCCGCCUCCAUCAACACCGAGCUCUCGCUCUUCUCCAAGGUCAAUGGCAAAUUCUCUGCUGAGUUCCAGAGGAUAAAGACCCUUCAAGUGAGAGACCAAGCCAUCACCACCCGCGCGCAGGUCCGAAACCUGGUCUACACGGUCAAGAUCAACCCCACCUCCCAGCUCAGCCGGGAGUUCCAGAAGGAGCUCAUGGACAUCUGUGACCGGCUGGAGAACAACCAGACCAGGAUGGCCACCUACCUGGCUGAGCUCCUGGUCCUCAACUACGGCACCCACGUCAUCACCAGCGUGGACGCCGGGGCAGCUCUUGUCCAGGAAGAUCACCUCAAGUCCGCCUUCCUUCAGGACAGCCAGGGCAGUCACACGUCCAUCACUGCGGCUGCGGGAGUCACCUUCCUGAACAUUAUCAACUUCAAGCUGGAGGAGAACUACACUUCCCAGAAUUCUCUGACCAAAGGCUACCUCGCAAACCGCACCCACUCCAGGGUGCAGAGCAUGGGAGGGGUUCCAUUUUACCCCGGGAUCACCCUCCGAGGCUGGCAGCAGGGCAUCACCAACCACUUGGUGGCCGUGGACCGCACUGGCUUGCCACUGCAUUUCUUCAUCAAGCCCGACCAGCUGCCUGCCUUGCCUGGCCCCUUGGUGAAGAAGCUGUCGAAGACCGUGGAGAGUGCUGUGAAGCGCUAUUACGACUUUAAUACCUACCCGGGCUGCACCAAUGUCAACUCCCCCAACUUCAAUUUUCAGGCCAAUACAGAUGAUGGCUCCUGUGAGGGGAAGAUGACCAACUUCUCCUUUGGCGGGGUGUAUCAGGAAUGCACCCAGCUCUCAGGGAGCACGGUGAACCUGUGCCAACACUUAGAGCAGAAGAAUCCCCUCACGGGGAACUUCUCCUGUCCUUCCGGCUACCGUGCUGUCCACCUCCUGUCUCAGAUCCACGAGGAGGGUUACAAUCACCUGGAGUGUCAUCGCAAGUGCACCCUCUACAUCUUUUGUAAGACAGCGUGUGAAGAUGUGUUCCAAGUGGCGAAGGCUGAAUUUAGGGCUUUCUGGUGCGCAGCCAGUGGGAAGGUUGCUGACAACUCUGGACUUCUCUUUGGGGGUCUUUUCAGUAGCAAGAGCAUGAACCCCUUGACGAAUGCCCAGUCGUGCCCAGCUGGCUACAUUCCACUGAGCCUGUUUGAGACCCUCAAGGUCUGUGCCUCUCAGGACUACGAGCUGGGAUACAAGUUCUCAGUUCCCUUUGGUGGCUUCUUCAGCUGCGCCGUGGGCAACCCCUUGGUGAAUUCAGCUAUCUCCACUGACCUAGGCGGACCCUCUCUGCAAAAGUGUCCUGGGGGCUUCAGCCAGCACCUCGCCCUCAUCAGCGAUGGCUGCCAAAUCUCCUACUGUGUCAAGGCUGGAGUCUUCACCGGUGGCUUUUUGCCCCCUGCCAGGCUCCCACCUUAUACUCACCCACCUCUCAUGAGCCAGGCCGCCACCAACACAGUCAUCGUGACCAACAGUGAGAGUGCCAAGUCCUGGAUUAAAGACUCUCAGACCCACCAGUGGAGGCUGGGGGAGCCACGGGAGUUGCGGAGAGCCAUGACCAUCGUCCACGGCAACAGCGAUGGCCUGUCUGGAGGGGCAGCAGCUGGAGUCACCUUAGCAGUCAUGACUGCUGUGGCAGCUGCCAUUGCCUUGGUCAUCUAUGGCAUCCGGAAGUACAAGAAGAGAGAAUACCAGGCACUCCAGGAGGAGGAGGAAAGGCAGAAUUUUGCCACCUCUGGAGUUAGCCACAACCCAGAGCAAGGGCAAAGUCCCGCUUAAAUCUCUCCCAGGGGAAACCCUUCCAGGUCAUGUCAGACCCCUGUCUCUCAAGCAUGCCUUUCUUUGAUUACAGCUCUCUCUCAACUGUUACCUUCCCAAGUGUUGGAGGGACAAGGGCAACGAACAGCAAGUACCAAGUGGUGACUUCUUUAGCUUUGGAGGUGGGGAGGUAGGGUAAGGAAUGCAAUGUGUUCUGUGAGCAAGGGUGGGGAGAAGGAGAGGAAACAAUUGUGAUCUAUUCAUCAAAAUCCAUCCUAGGGGCUAACUCAAAAACAGGGUUAUCAGAUUGAUCACUAAUUGUCUCCACCUGAAUGCGUGUGUGUACAGAGGAAGAAAUGUAAACACCUGGAUUUGUAAAGUGCGUUUACUUCGGAGGCUUGAACUUGGAGCCUGGGUGCUGCCCCUGAGCCUCUUUGGGCCCUACCACUUGAGCCACAGUGCCACU
Messenger RNA from Perognathus longimembris pacificus (Pacific pocket mouse), 2877 nucleotides. RefSeq names its product macrophage expressed 1 (gene Mpeg1). Gene Ontology annotation, biological process: defense response to bacterium. The record is from RefSeq and is a predicted model, not a curated record. Lineage: Eukaryota; Metazoa; Chordata; Mammalia; Rodentia; Heteromyidae. The transcript is spliced from 3 exons. The coding region runs from base 282 to 2432 and encodes 716 amino acids.